Molecule: messenger RNA, 614 nt
Organism: Scaptodrosophila lebanonensis
Lineage: Eukaryota; Metazoa; Arthropoda; Insecta; Diptera; Drosophilidae
Exons: 2
Coding region: 28-462 (144 amino acids)
Source: RefSeq, a predicted model, not a curated record
ACACCGAAUUAUUUUUAAUCUGCAGGAAUGUUUUCCAUUUUCGGCAAGAAAAAGCCAUCAGAGCCACAACCUGAUGACGUCAUACAGGGUCCAGCGGACGCCCAAAAGCAAAACGGUGAUGAUUUCAUAUUCGUAGAACGCAAAUCUGACGUAGUCGAUCCGAACACAGCCACUGGAGGAGGAAUAUACCCGCCCAUGCCCCCGGCAAGUUUCACCUCGCUACCAUACCCACCGUCCUUAGGCCCAAGAACAGCAGCAGGAGGCGCCGCCCUGCCAAUCAACUAUCUGCAGGACAUUCCAUUCGAGCUGUCGCCACAAUUGGCAACAAAGGACCGCUACAUGGGCACGCAAAUGCAAGUAGACGAAAUAUUGGCGCUUAUGACGCGACAGCUGUCGGUGGACGAAAGCGCUGAGGAGUACACAUUUGCCUUGGAGCGAUCCGUACAGAAUGAGUGCUACUGAUAGCGAAGUCAACGAGUGUGAUGAAAUUGUUCAUAUAUAGUUUAUUUUAUGCUUCAUUGGAACGCCCAAAUAGGCUGUAUUGUCUAUCUACUGUUAACUACAUGUAAAGCAAGUUACUUUGUUUUAAAUACAUAAAUAUUUCUUAAGCACAA